AUGUAUCUCACAUACAUCACCCUCGUUACCCUCCUCUCACUCGCUUCAGCCGCAGUACACUUCCCCCGCGACGGCACUCCCACCACCCUCACAGCCGCCGCAGCCAUCAAUGCCGUGGCUACCCCUUCUCCAAUCCAGCCCGGCAUGACCAGCAACUGUGACUCCUUCCACCUAGUAUCCAGCACCGACACCUGCGUCACCAUUGCCUCCAGCGCCGGUAUCACACUUGCCAACUUCUACUCAUGGAAUCCGGGUGUUGGCUCCGGCUGCGACACUCUCUGGCUGGGGUACUAUGUCUGUACCGGAGUGAGUGACACUACCACCACUACAACCACAUCUACGACUACCACCUCCACCACUACGAGUGUUACCACUCCAUUGCCCACUCAAUCGGGGAUGGUGAGUAACUGCGAUGCCUUCUAUCUGGUUGCCUCUGGGGAUACCUGUACGACAGUGGCGCAGAAGAAGAGUGUGUCAGUGACGGAUAUUAUCGCUUGGAACCCGGCAGUGGGGACGGGUUGUACUAAUUUGUGGUUGGGAUAUUACAUAUGUGUGGGGGUGUUGUAA
Molecule: messenger RNA, 567 nt
Organism: Aspergillus tubingensis
Lineage: Eukaryota; Fungi; Ascomycota; Eurotiomycetes; Eurotiales; Aspergillaceae
Product: LysM peptidoglycan-binding domain-containing protein
Exons: 1
Coding region: 1-567 (188 amino acids)
Source: RefSeq, a predicted model, not a curated record